Messenger RNA from Alligator mississippiensis (American alligator), 3090 nucleotides. It is a transcript of the gene NFKBID, whose product is annotated as NFKB inhibitor delta. Gene Ontology annotation, molecular function: protein binding. The coding region runs from base 36 to 911 and encodes 291 amino acids. Lineage: Eukaryota; Metazoa; Chordata; Crocodylia; Alligatoridae. Gene Ontology annotation, cellular component: nucleus. The transcript is spliced from 7 exons. Gene Ontology annotation, biological process: regulation of gene expression. The record is from RefSeq and is a predicted model, not a curated record.
ACAAAGCAGAGGUUCUGUACAACUUAACCGCAGGGAUGACCCAUGCCGAGGCAGUGAUCAGUGUCUUUAUUUGCUGUCUUAGAAUUCUACAUAUUUAUGCAGCUAAAGGUAUGAGGGCGUACACGCUGGCAGCCGCAGAGCGGAUGAGAGAACUGCGAAGACUCGAUGCCAAGGAGCACAGAGGAAAGACUCCUCUGUUGGUGGCUGUAACUGCCAAGCAGCCAGCCAUAGUCAAUGAUUUGCUACUGACAGGGGCAGAUGUCAGUGCUGUUGAUGACAAAGGGCAAUCAGCUUUACAUCUCGCCGCGACAUAUGGUUACGCCCAGGUCCUCCAGGUUAUAAUGUCAUCAGGCCUUCCUCUGGACCUAGAAAUGAAGGAUUUUGAAGGCCACACUCCACUCCACUGUGCCGUUCUGUGCCACAACUCCCUGCUCCGCGAGCAGCGCUGCCACUUCAUGAUAACAGAGGACCGGAAAAAAGAACUCCAGCACCAGAUGGGGGAGGUGCAGUUGUGCAUCCAUCUUCUGGUGCACAUGGGAGCAUCCAUCUACAGUCGGGAUGUUAAAAGCAACAAGACAGUCCUUCAUUACACAGUACAGGAUGGGAAUGUCUCCCUGCUCAAGUAUUUCUUAGAACUCAAUGCUUUCAAGUCCAAGGAUUUUGUCAACAGUAAGGCUCACGGGAACACAGCUUUGCACAUGGCGGCUGCCCUCCAUCGUGACAAAAACCAGGAAGAAAUUGUCAAGCUGCUCCUAGACCAUGGGGCAGACCCAAGCAUCAGAAACUUGGACAACGACCAGGCAAUUCACAUGGUGCCGGCAGGAAAGGCUGGGGAUCGGGUCAGGCAUUUGCUGAAGAAAGGCCGGGUCACAUCAACGCUCGCAUCCUGCCGUCGAAAUGCCCGAUGCUAGAUGGCCUGCAACUUUGGAGGGAGUAUUUUGUGUCGUCUUUGUGAUCAUGCUGCCCCUCUUGCAGAGUCCGUGCUAGUAAUUAACCACUGAAACAGCUCGUCUUGUGGCCUGAUGGUUUUCUUAGUCCACAGAGCCUUUAAAUCGAGACUUGAAUGGCUUUGUAGAAGAGGCGCUGUAGUCUGUCCAUAAGUUGUGGAGCUCUGCACAGGCACUUCAGGGUGAAACUCAGUGCCUUGUUUUGUGGGAGCUCAGCCCCCUCUGCCUUUAAAAUCCACGAAGAAGGAAAAGCUACGACUUCAGCUCUGAGAGCAAGUGUGCCACAGGCAAGUAGGUCAAGCUCAUCUCUGUAUUUCAGAACCUCUGAACCAAAGGCGUCUAAAGGGAAGGUUCGCCAAGUUGUCUUGCCACGCUGUGCCUGGGAGUGUGGUGCCAGUGCGGUGUUGUCAAUGCUCAGCACACACGCACGAAUCUGGCUUCUUGCUCUAAGAAGGGAAAGCAGGAGCUCACGGAGCCAGGUCCCAACUAGUAUAAUUUGAAUAGCUCCACUGCUGUCAAUACUGCUGCUCUGAUUUACCUCUGCUGAAGAUCUGGCUCAGGAGCUCUAUUUAGGGAAUUCACCACACAUCCUGUAUAUAAAACAACCAGGCCUAGCUGAUCAUAUGGCCUUAUCUUAGGCAAAUCUGCAAUGACUGGUGGGAUGCUGCCGCUCUAAUCAGGCAGUUAAGAGGGACGAGGAAAUCAGAUUCUCCUACAAAAGUCAGGUCAUGACGUUAAAGGGACCAGAAGAGAACACAGUGACUGGCUGAUUCAUUGCAAGUGCAAAAGUGAACGUAGACUGCCAGUCGCAUGCUCUAGCUGCUCCAAAAAGGAAAUCAAAGCCUAAGGAAAUCCAGAGUUUAAGGCUCACUGGAUUUUACUCUCAGGUUCAAAUGUAUUUAAAUUUAUAUUUUAUAAAACUGUUUAAGUAAACAAAACCUAUCCAAUAUGGCGAGCAAUAUUCAGGAUACUCAUCUGAGGUUUCAGCUCAGUACAUCCUAGCAGGAACGAUCGUUCCAGAAGCAUUAAAAUAAAAGAAUUUAGAUGCCUCCUUGGCUGCAACCAGGGACUGUGUAGCAUGCGUGAUGAGGGGUGCCAAGAGCCCCCACAAGAGAGAUACAGGACAUGGAAGUCAACAGAAAUAAAGAAACUGCAAACUGCACAUGAAGGAUCUCCUGGAGGACUGGGGGCAAAGGCAGGACUGUAUAGCACGCUCUUCUGCUGACAUUGGUAGUGGAAUGUGCAUUAUAAUGGGUUCUCCCUAUUCUUUCUGUGAAAUGAUUUGUGAAUUGCUGUGCAAUUGUAGAGUGAGAAUGAUGUUGCUGCUGAGCCAGUAGCAAUGUAGGAGAACAAAAGUGACAUUUGGUAAAUCAGCCCUGGUAAAGCAUUACUUUUUUUUUUUUUAAUGAUAUUUAAUAUGUUGACUAUGCAUCUUUAGUGGCUCUUUGUCACAUUCUCAGGAUAACUCAGAGGAAUUUUAGCAGAAUUAAACAAAAAAAUGAAGGGUAAACUCACUUAACAGAGACGCGAGUGACUUGAUUAAUCAUCCAGCGUCUGAUUUUUCACGAGUACAUCCAAGUUGCAUAAGAGUCUUGAAAAUUUUGCUGAGAAUUUUAAACGAGGUGGUUAGCAGGUUUAGAUGAAAGCCAUUUAGAAAUGUAGAUAUGUUGAUUAGAGAUUGCUGCAACUCCCAGCCCUUUCUCUAGCCUUCCCCUUCCACUAUCUGAAUACCUCCUCUAAGUACAUCGGGUCUACAUACCUGUCAACAUCCUCUGACAAAAAUAUUGAUUGUAUAUUUGCAUGUGUUUGCAUAUAUUUGCAUAAAUUCAGGCACAAGGCAGCCAAAGUGCAUGCCUUCUUAUUUUGAAGAUAUGCUGUAGCAAACUCGGAUGUGGGGAGUACUUGCAUUCGUGCAGCACUGCCAUAUGUAUGGAUGUAAAUAAAUAAGUCUCCACGUAUUUCAACUGCUGCCAUCAAACCCCCCGAGUCUGUGCAUGUCGCUCACUUGUCAGACCAGCUUAAAGAUCCUACUCAAGUGGAGUUUGAUGUGAAAAGCUCUUUGCCUCUUAAGCUUAUUUGUAAAAAUGUAUUCUGUGUCUCCCUGGAACAGGUGGAAUAAAGCAUUCAACUCUUCUUCACCUGA